Messenger RNA from Rana temporaria (common frog), 1345 nucleotides. RefSeq lists its product as uncharacterized. The transcript is spliced from 12 exons. NCBI's taxonomy places the organism in Eukaryota, Metazoa, Chordata, Amphibia, Anura, Ranidae. The record is from RefSeq and is a predicted model, not a curated record. Bases 365 to 1084 code for a protein of 239 amino acids.
AACGUUUCCUGGUAGCACCUCUACAGGACCAGUGGGCAGCGUACAGGGUGGGGAAGUUGAAGAGGGCGAGAAAAGAAAAACCAAGAAAACUUGGCAAAGAUCUGAAGGAGUUGAGUUGAGGAACGUGGAAGUGGACAUCCAGAGGAAAAGUUCUGAAGAGCCAAAAUCAAAAAAAUCAAAAAAUCAAAAAGGUCCAAAAAGUUCUGAAGAGCCAAAAUCUAAAAAUCAAAAAGGUCCAAAAACUUGUGGGUUAGGUGUCCAGAAGAAAGACAGACACUCAGUGUGAAGCUGAAGAAGGAGAACGAUGUGUUAGAAGACGCGGAGGCCGCGGAGACGAAGGUGGAAGAAGACGCCGGUGAAGUGCAUGGCUCCUCUUUUUACCGACCUAUUGGCUCCUUCUUUUGCCUGGAUUGCCGGACUCCUGGGAAUAUCCGCAAUGGCUUUCUUCCUUGGUUGCGCCAGCUGCCGGCAACAUAAGCAGCGUGAAGGAGCUGACCGCCGCCCUCCUCCACCGACUCCUGAAACUGAACACAACCCUCGAUACCAAACAGAUCGGUAUCCGCCAACUCCCUCCCCAUCUGCUGCCUACAGCGUGCCAAGGAUAACAAGAAACGCUGACAACGAUUACGAAGACGACUUUGAAGAACUACCGAUUCAGAUUAUUAAAGAUCAACUGAACAAGAAUACUCAGAAUUCUGCACCAUCCCAGAAAGUCAGGAAGGCAGAAAGAGUGACAACCAUGAGAUCCAGCAUAAAACGCGAGGGGAAGGGGUCGCUCUCGGACAGCCGCUGUGCCUCGUAUGAGAACGUGGUGAAUGUAAAUGGGUCCCUUGUCUCUGCUCCGGUGAUGAGGAAAGACCACACAUACCUAGAAGUAUUUCCCAGUGAUACGGAGUUGGAGCUCAUCACAGCAGAUAAAGGGAUUGCAACCGCCAUGAGAUCCAGCGUGGAAAGCGAAGGGAAGGUGUCGAUUCUUUCACAGAGCUCCCUUCACUCCUAUGAGAACGUGGUCAAUGCCCACGGCUCCCCUUCCUCAGCGGCUUCAGACCUGGAGAGCGAUUAUGUAAACCUACAGCAAGAAUGAAGAGAUGACCCUUCCCGCCUGCUGACAAAAGGGGUGUGGCUUACAUUUGGGUGGAGCUUAUGGCGUUUUUUUGUUGUUGUUAUUUUACUACUUUUCAUUUCUAGAGCUUGGAGUGAAGAAAUGAAGAUGAGUGUUCUACUUUCUUGCUUACUUGCACCGUGAAAUAGACAAAGGACAGGGUCGGACUGACCACUGAGGCACUCAGGCACUGCCCGAGGGCCCCAUGCCACUAGGGGGCCCUGUCAGGGUUGCCAGGCUCAG